UGACAGCCAACAUGGCGGCGGAGCGGCUGCGGUCCCCUCGGUCCGAGUAACAGAAACAUCUGCAGCUUCUGCAGCUUCUCUUCGUCUCUCCCAGAGGAACCGGAUCCCGCUCAUAAACUGUUCUGAGGACAUGUUGAGAUAGUUCUGUACCGGUACCGUCGCGAGGAGCCGCCGCUAGGAGCACCGUUUUCUCCCGCCACAGCAGCCUAGCGGCUCCUAGCCCGUUAGCAGCUAACUAGCAGCUAACUAGCAGCUAACUAGCAGCUAACGGCUAACCGGCGGCUAACCGGCUCUAACCGGCCUCACCGCCCCCACCAUGGCCCCGGUGCAGAUCGGCUCGGAGGGCCAGCUGGUCCCCCUCGGGGGGCCGGUGGUGUCGGGUCCCCAGCCCGCAGCAGGAGCCCCGGCGGCCCAGGGAGUCCGGCUGAGCCUGCUGAUCGAGUUCCUGCUGCAGAGAACCUACCACGAGAUAACCCUGCUGGCAGAACUGUUACCCAGAAAAACGGACAUGGAGAGGAAAAUCGAGAUAGUCCAGUUUGCGAGCCGCACGCGGCAGCUGUUCGUCCGCCUGCUGGCCCUGGUGAAGUGGGCCAGCAACGCCGGCAAGGUGGAGAAGUGCGCGAUGAUCUCCAGCUUCCUGGACCAGCAGACCAUCCUGUUUGUGGACACGGCCGACCGGCUGGCGUCGCUGGCCCGGGACGCUCUGGUCCACGCUCGCCUGCCCAGCUUCGCCAUCCCCUUCGCCAUCGACGUGCUGACCACGGGGUCGUACCCCCGCCUGCCCACCUGCAUACGAGAUAAGAUCAUUCCUCCAGACCCCAUCACUAAGGCGGAGAAGCAGGCGACGCUGAGCCAGCUCAACCAGAUCCUCCGGCACCGCCUGGUCACCACGGACCUGCCGCCGCAGCUAGCUAACCUCACCGUGGCCAACGGACGUGUGAAGUUCCGAGUGGAGGGCGAGUUCGAGGCCACGCUGACGGUGAUGGGAGACGACCCCGACGUUCCCUGGAGGCUGCUGAAGCUGGAGAUCCUGGUGGAGGACAAAGAGACGGGGGACGGCCGAGCUCUGGUCCACAGCCUGCAGGUGAACUUCAUCCACGAGCUGGUCCAGGCCCGGCUCUGUGCAGACGAGAAGCCCCUGCAGGACAUGUACAACUGCCUGCACUCCUUCUGCCUGUCGCUGCAGCUGGAGGUUCUGCACUCUCAGACGCUGAUGCUGAUCAGGGAGCGAUGGGGAGACCUGGUGACGGAGGAGAGAUACCUGCCGGCCAAGUUCCUCACGCUGUCCGUCUGGAACCAGCAGGUUCUGGGCAGGAAGACCGGUACCGCGUCCGUACACAAGGUGACCAUCAAGAUCGAUGAGACGGACGGAUCCAAACCUCUGCAGAUUUCCCAUGAGCCUCCUCUUCCUGCCUGUGACUCCAAGUUAAUGGAGCGGGCCAUGAAGAUUGAUCACCUGUCAGUGGAAAAGCUUUUGAUUGACAGCGUUCACGCUCGUUCCCACCAGAAGCUCCAGGAGCUUAAAGCCAUUUUAAAGAGCAGCAACCCCAGUGACAACGCGUUCAUCGAGACGGCUCUGCCCACGCUGGUCAUCCCCAUCCUGGAGCCGUGCGGCCGCUCCGAGUGCCUGCACAUCUUCGUGGACCUGCACUCGGGCAUGUUCCAGCCCAUGCUGUACGGACUGGAUCAGUCCAUGCUGGACGACAUCGAGAAGUCCAUCAACGAGGACAUGAAGCGCAUCACGUCCUGGCUGCAGCAGCUCAAGUUCUGGUUGGGCGAGCAGCGCUGUCGUCAGUCUGUCAAACAUCUUCCCACCGUCUGCACGGACGUCCUCCAUCUGUCCAACUCGUCCUCCCACCCCGUGGGCGGCCUGUCCAAGCACAAGCUGUUCAUCAAGCUGACACGCCUGCCGCAGUACUACAUCGUGGUGGAGAUGCUGGAGGGGCCCGGUUCUCCCACGGCGCUGCAGUACCAGUACUCCUUCCUGUCGGUGACCCAGAUGGACGGGGAGGACGGACCGGCGGCUGCUCAGCUGCUGCAGCAGUUCAAGCCCAACCUGGAGCACCUGGUGCAGGACACGGGGGGACGGGACCGACCCGGGGCCAAGAGGAAGAUCUCUAGAGACCAGGGAGAGCUGGAGCCCAAGAAGCCCCGACGGUCCGGGGAGAUGUGUGCCUUCAACAAGGAGCUGGCCCACCUGGUGGCCAUGAGCGACACCAACAUGCCCUUCAUCGGGCUCAGAGCCGAGCUGUCCAACAUGGAGAUCCCCAGCCAGGGCGUCCAGGUGGAGGGAGACGGCAGCAGCCACGCCAUCCAGCUCCUGAAGAUUCCCGCCUGUAAGGGCGUGGGGGAGGAGACCCGCCGGGCCCUGCAGCGCUCCCUGCUGGACUGCACCUUCCGGCUGCAGGGACGCAACAACCGGACCUGGCUGGCCGAGCUGGUGCUGGCCAACUGCCCGCUGAGCAGCACCAGCAGCAAGGAGCAAGCCUCCACCCGCCACGUGUACCUGACCUACGAGAACCCUCUGUCGGAGCCGGUGGGAGGACGGAAGGUGGUGGAGAUGUUCCUGAACGAGUGGAACGCCAUCAGCCAGCUGUACCAGUGUGUGCUCAACUUCUCCCGGGCGCUGCCAGACAUGCCCUCGUACCUGAGCGUGUUCUCGGAGGUGCGGCUCUACAACUACAGGAAGCUGGUUUUGUGCUACGGCUCCACCAAGGGCAGCUCCGUCACCGUCCAGUGGAACUCGGGCAGCCAGCGCUUCCACCUGGCCCUGGGAACCGUCGGACCCAACUCAGGCUGCUCCAACUGCCACAACAUCAUCCUGCACCAGCUGCAGGAGAUGUUCAACAAGACGCCCAGCGUGAUGCAGCUGCUGCAGAUUCUGUUCGACACGCAGGGCCCCCUCAACGCCAUCAACAAGCUGCCCACGGUGCCGAUGCUGGGCCUGACUCAGCGCACCAACACGGCCUACCAGUGCUUCUCCAUCCUGCCCCAGUCGCCCACGCACAUCCGGCUGGCCUUCCGCAACAUGUACUGCAUCGACAUCUACUGCCGCAGCCGCGGCGUGGUGGCCAUCCGGGACGGAGCCUACAGCCUGUUCGACAACACCAAGAUCGUGGAGGGCUUCUACCCGGCCCCGGGUCUCAAGACGUUCCUGAACAUGUUCGUGGACGCCAACCAGGACGCGCGGCGGCGCUCGGUGAACGAGGACGACAACCCCCCGUCCCCGGUGGGCGUGGACGUGAUGGACAGCCUGAUGAUCCAGCUGCCGGCUCCGCAGCAGCCCCAGGCCCUGAGGGGGGGGGCGGGAGGGGUGUACCCCCCCCUCACGUCUCCCCCGCCCAACUACCACGCUAACGUAGCCCCCUCGCCGUCCAUGAUGCCCACGCAGUCCCCAGGGAACAUCCACGCCGCUGGCUCCCCCAGCGGGGCCCUGAGGGCCCCCUCGCCCUUCGGCCCCACCCCUUCUCCAUCGUCCCUGGGCAUAGCCAUGGGCCAGACCAGCUUUGCCAGUCCCCACGGCCCGCUGGACCCCAGCUCCCCGUACCCCAUGGUGUCCCCCAGCCACCGGGGCCAGUGGCCCGGAUCCCCGCAGGUCUCGGGGCCGUCGCCCGGGGCCCGGAUCCCGGGCAUGUCCCCCGGAAACCCCUCGCUGCACUCGCCCAUCCCUGACCCGCACUCGCCCCGCGCCGGGACCGGUUCCCAGGUCCUGCCCACCAGCAUGCCCCCCCCCCGUAAGCUACCUCAGCGGCCCUGGGCUGCCUCCAUCCCCACCAUCCUUACCCACAAUGCCUUGCACGUGCUGCUGCUGCCGUCGCCCACGCCCUGCCUGGGCCCCGGCCUGUCGGGCAGCUACCUGUGCUCUCCGCUGGAGCGUUUCCUGGGCUCCGUCAUCAUGAGGCGACACCUGCAGAGGAUCAUCCAGCAGGAGGCCAACCUGUCCAUCGUGAACUCCAACGAGCCGGGCGUCAUCAUGUUCAAGACGGACGCGCUGAAGUGCCGCGUGGCGCUGAACCCCAAGACCUACCAGACUCUGCAGCUGAAGGUGACGCCGGAGAACACGGGGCCCUGGUCCCAGGAGGAGCUGCAGGUGCUGGAGCGCUUCUUCGAGACCCGGGUGGCUGGUCCUCCCUUCAAGUUCAACACCCUGAACGCGUUCACCAAGCUGCUGGGGGCCCCCACCAACAUCCUGAGGGACUGUGUCCGCAUCAUGAAGCUGGAGCUGUUCCCCGACCAGGCGGGCCAGCUCAAGUGGAACGUCCAGUUCUGUCUCACCAUCCCGCCCAGCGCGCCCCCCAUCGCCCCCCCCGGGACCAUCGCCGUGGUGCUCAAGUCCAAGAUGCUGUUCUUUCUGCAGCUGACCCAGCGGGUCCCGGUCCCCCAGGACCCGGUCAGCAUCAUCGUCCCCAUCGUGUACGACAUGGCCACGGGCCUGACCCAGCAGGCCGACAUCCCGCGCCAGCACAGCUCGUCCGGCGCCGCCGCGCUCAUGGUGUCCAACAUCCUGAAGAGGUUCAACGAGCUGCACCCGGCCCGGCAGGGCGAGUGCACCAUCUUCUCUUCAGUCCACGAGCUGAUGAUGAACCUCACGCUGCCGCCUGGAACCCGCCAGUAGAACCGCCGACCCGGAACCCUUUACCUGGAACCCUGGACCCGACCCGGAACCAUGGACCCAGAACUACCGACCCGGAAUCAUCGACCCGGAACCACCGACCCGGAACUAUGGACCCGGAACUAUGGACUCUGAACCCUCGACUCAGAACCCUGGACCCGACCAGAACCGGAGACUUGCAUUUGUUAGCACACUAUUUAAUUGCCUUUGUUUAUAUCUAUUUUUAUUUCUUUAAUACUGUAAAACUGUGAGAACUUUCUACGCCAGUUGUAUUUUAUUACAGCGUUUUGUCCUGAAGGUUCAGGAACCUGUUGUUGCUGUUUAAUAAAAACAAGUAGCUUUGUGA
This is a messenger RNA of Cololabis saira (Pacific saury), 4958 nucleotides long. It is a transcript of the gene med14, whose product is annotated as mediator complex subunit 14. Gene Ontology annotation, cellular component: core mediator complex; mediator complex. Gene Ontology annotation, biological process: regulation of transcription by RNA polymerase II. Gene Ontology annotation, molecular function: transcription coregulator activity. Bases 317 to 4615 code for a protein of 1432 amino acids. The record is from RefSeq and is a predicted model, not a curated record. The transcript has 29 exons. Lineage: Eukaryota; Metazoa; Chordata; Actinopteri; Beloniformes; Belonidae.